This is a messenger RNA of Sinocyclocheilus anshuiensis, 655 nucleotides long. Its product is annotated as zinc finger protein 239-like. Gene Ontology annotation, cellular component: nucleus. Bases 1 to 591 code for a protein of 196 amino acids. Gene Ontology annotation, molecular function: DNA-binding transcription factor activity, RNA polymerase II-specific; RNA polymerase II transcription regulatory region sequence-specific DNA binding. The record is from RefSeq and is a predicted model, not a curated record. The transcript is spliced from 5 exons. NCBI's taxonomy places the organism in Eukaryota, Metazoa, Chordata, Actinopteri, Cypriniformes, Cyprinidae. Gene Ontology annotation, biological process: regulation of transcription by RNA polymerase II; embryo development.
AUGCGAAAAGAGAUUCAGUCAUGUGGAAAGAGUUUCACACGAAAAGGAAGCCUUACAGCACACAUGAGAGUUCAUACUGGAGAGAAGCCGUUCACUUGUGAUCAAUGUGGGAAGAGUUUCUCACACUUAACAAACCUUAAGAAACACAAGAGGGUCCACACUAGAGAGAAACCGUACACAUGUGAUCAGUGUGGAAAGAGUUUCACACGAAAAGGAAGCCUUACAGCACACAUGAGAGUUCAUACUGUAGAGAAGCCGUUCACUUGUGAUCAAUGUGGGAAGAGUUUCUCACACAUAACAAACCUUAAGAAACACAUGAUCAUCCAUGCUGGUGUGAGAGAUUAUAUGUGCUUCGAAUGUGAAAGGACUUUUACUUCAGUGAACUGUUUAAAACUGCAUGAGAUGAUUCACACUGGUGAGAAACCUUACAAGUGUUCACACUGUGACAAGAGAUUCAGUCGGUCAGUAAAUCUGAAAACACACGAGAGGAUCCACACUGGAGAGAAACCAUAUCACUGCACUACAUGUGGGAAGCAUUUCAAUCGUUCAUCUAAUCUACGCACACAUACAAAAAACAUUCACAGCAAGUAGAUCAUCUUCAGAUCACUUUCGGGUCUGAUGCCAAAAUCAAUAAUGCAUCAAGCAAUAAAAUAUC